This is a messenger RNA of Limulus polyphemus (Atlantic horseshoe crab), 1293 nucleotides long. Its product is annotated as ubiquitin-conjugating enzyme E2 R2-like. The record is from RefSeq and is a predicted model, not a curated record. The transcript has 4 exons. Gene Ontology annotation, biological process: protein polyubiquitination; ubiquitin-dependent protein catabolic process. Lineage: Eukaryota; Metazoa; Arthropoda; Merostomata; Xiphosura; Limulidae. Gene Ontology annotation, molecular function: ubiquitin conjugating enzyme activity. The coding region runs from base 40 to 609 and encodes 189 amino acids.
UGGUAAAAAUGUGAAUAUAAAUUGUUGAAAUGUGGCAGAAUGACUCGUUGGAUUUGUUUUUUUCAGGCUCAUAUGAAAUUCCCUCCAGAUUAUCCAUACUCACCUCCAACAAUCCGUUUUCUUACAAAAGUCUGGCAUCCUAAUGUUUAUGAAAAUGGCGAUCUAUGUAUUUCUAUUCUUCAUCCACCCAUAGACGAUCCCCAAAGUGGUGAAUUACCUUGUGAGCGCUGGAAUCCAACACAAAAUGUUAGGACAAUUUUGUUGAGUGUGAUAUCCCUUCUUAAUGAACCUAACACAUUUUCUCCUGCUAACGUGGAUGCCUCAGUUAUGUAUAGACGGUGGAAGGAGUCUAGGGGAAAAGAUAAAGAAUACGAAAACAUAGUCAGGAAACAGGUGACGGCAAGUAGGUGUGAAGCCGAGAAGGAUAAUGUGGUUGUGCCAACAACUAUAGAAGAAUACUGUAUUAGGCAAAAACCAAGACCCCAAGAAUCGGAAGCGGACAUGACAGAUUUCUAUGUUGAUGAUUAUGGAGAUGAUCUGGAUGAUGACGAGGAAGAAGAGGAGGAGUUUAAUGAAGAUGAUGAGGAUUCAGGAAAUGAAGAGUCAUGAUGCUUCUCAUUUUAUUUUCUAGACUCAUGUCAUUAUUUUUUCACACAAAGUUAAAAUCAACAUAAAAGACAUGCAUCUCUAGGUUGACUCCUUACUCUUUCCAUGCAUGUCAAAUUUAAUGCUAAAUCUGUGCAUUAAUUGGCAAACAGUUAGUAUAUUAUCUCAAGUGGAAAUUAAAAUUAUCUGAUUCAUUUGCUAAAUUCAAUAAAACGGAAGCAUCGUGGUAGUUUUUCUGUAGCAAACCAAGUUAAAAUUAAUUAUAUUAAAUUUUUUAUACAUAAAUUUAGAGAUCUUAAAAUGCCUAAAUUCAAACAGACCCAGACUGUAUAUUUGUAAUACAAAAAACAAAACACUGUUGUUAAAUAGGAGAUGUAUAAUCUAAUUAACAUUAUAGUGUAAAUUAUAGUAUAAGCAGUGACUUUUUUUUUAUUUCAUUUAAAGCUUUAUUGCAUGAUAAAUAAAACUGUACAAGUCUUAUCUUGUAUAUUCUGCUAAUUUUAAAAUUUGUUAAGUACUGGAGAUAUAUUGGAUGUAAGGCUUUUUGCAUAUUUUUAUUAUGCCAGAUCUUUGUUUUGUUUGGAAAUACUGUACUAAUGUAUCUUCAUGUAGACUGUGUGUAGGUUAAAAUUUGAUGUUCUGAUUAGAAGUUUUGUGUGAUAAAUAAAGAUGUAAAGUUGUUAUACA